This is a messenger RNA of Myripristis murdjan (pinecone soldierfish), 2421 nucleotides long. RefSeq lists its product as uncharacterized. Gene Ontology annotation, biological process: protein homooligomerization. Lineage: Eukaryota; Metazoa; Chordata; Actinopteri; Holocentriformes; Holocentridae. Gene Ontology annotation, molecular function: protein binding. The record is from RefSeq and is a predicted model, not a curated record. The transcript is spliced from 5 exons. Bases 1 to 2421 code for a protein of 806 amino acids.
AUGGCGAGAAUGCCUGGCAGCAGAGACACGGAGCAGAAGCAGAUGAGCUGCCCGGAGAGGAGCAGGGAUGAUGAGGAGGAGGAGGAAGAGGAGAUCCAGGAGGUCCAGAUCACCGGAGAGGAGGAGGAUGAAGAGGAGGAGUACGAUGAAGAUGCUGUGGAGCUGGAGUGGGAGUCAGGGAGCACGGUGCUGGACUCCAGCGGUUCCGCCGCGGAGACAGCAGCGGUCGUUAUGCGGAGUAGGGACCGGGCAGAGGAGGAGGGGGAGGCGGACCCCUUCAGCAGCAGCAUCCCCUCCGGGCUGGAGUCUGACCUGGACGGAGAGCUUCAGCGAGCUGACCGGUCCAGGCUGAGCGAGAACACCCGCCUGGCCACCCGGUACGCGGUGCGGAUCUUCAGGGAGUACCUGAGUGAGAAAGCCCAGUGUCCCGACUUUGAAACUCUGGACAAGGAGGCGCUCUGCGUGGUGCUGCGCUCCUUUUACGCGGAGGCGCGCUCCAAAAGUGGCCAGCUGUACAGCAAGUCGUCCCUCAUCAGCAUCCGGAGCUCACUGAACCGGUACCUGAACGAGCCGCCGUACUGCCGCACCUUAGACCUCACCAAGGACCCGGAGCUGCGCAGCGCCAACCUGACCCUGGCUGCGGUCAUCCGGAGACUGGAGGAGCAGGGCGCCGGUCCCGUGGUGCAGAAGCAGGCGAUCACCCGCUCGGACCUGCGGAAACUGUACGGCUCCUCGGUCUUCAACACCGACACGCCGUUCGGGCUGCUCAACAAAGUCUGGUUCGAGACGUGCAUGUAUUUCUGCACCAGGGGCCGGGAGAACCAGCGGGAGUUGGAGGAGGACUCCUUCGGCCUGGCCGUGGACGAGGACGGGAGAAAGUUCGUGUAUUUCAAAGCUCUGGGACCCUACCACAAGUCCCGCUCCGCGUCCUGGACCAAGAAACGGCCGGACGCGGACGAGGACACUUUGCCGCGGAUGUACGAGACGGGCACGGAGUUGUGUCCGUACGCGAGCUUCGUCCGGUACGUGUCCAAGCGGAACCCGCUGUGCCGGGCGUUCUUCCAGCGGCCCCGGGACCACUGCUGCGCGAGCGACGUGACGUGGUACGAGAACAAAGCCAUCGGUAAGAACCUGUUGGGCACGAGGAUGCAGAUGUUGUCGCGCGCCGCCAAGCUCUCCAAGACCUACACCAACCACUGCAUCGGCGCCGUCUCCAUAGCAACGCUCAACAGCAUCGUGGGCACCGGGAGCUCCAAGCCGGCGACGACGCUUUACGUUGCCGGGGAAACGGUCAACGGUCACGCGCAGUCCCACCUCCAGCUCGUGAUCCCAUACCUCCACAGGGUCACGGACUCGGUGGAUCUGAAACCGCAGCGGAUAACAACAACAAUAACAACAACAGCGGCGGCAGCAACAACAACAACAUCAUCAACAGCGGGUACAGGGAGGAGAGCCGGUGACGAGGACCCCGGAGCUCCGUUUCCCAAGAAGCUGUGCGUGCGCCCCGGGACGCGUGCGGAGUCCCCCGUGGAGCGCAGCGACCCCGCGGCAGGUGUACCCGGCGAGUCCCACUGUCACGCGCAGCCCGCCGCCCGGUCCCCGGUCACGGUCCCCGCACAGGACAGCCGUGGCAGCAGCAGCAGUAUGACGAGCCAGCCGCUGCUCUCUGUGUCUCCCGCCUCUCCUCUGGGCUCGGCCGGCAUCCCGACUCCGGCCCAGCUCACCAAAACCAAUGCACCCGUCCACAUCGACGUCGGAGGACACAUGUACACCAGCAGCCUGGCCACCCUCACCAAGUACCCCGAGUCCCGGAUUGGUCGGCUGUUUGAUGGAACCGAGCCCAUCGUGUUGGACAGUCUAAAGCAGCACUACUUCAUCGAUCGGGACGGUCCCAUGUUCCGCUACAUACUAAACUUCCUCCGGACCUCCAAACUCCUCAUCCCAGACGACUUCAAAGAGUACUCCCUGCUGUACGAGGAGGCCCGGUUCUUCCAGCUGGCUCCGCUGCAGGCUGAGCUGGAGCGCUGGAGGACUGAGCAGGAAGCCGGCAGUGUGUGUCGGGAGUGCGAGUGUGUCGUGGUCCGCGUGGCUCCGGAGCUCGGCGAGAGGAUCGCCGUGAGCGCCGACCGGACCGUGAUCGAGGAGGUUUUCCCCGAGGUCGCCGACGUCAUGUGCAACUCCCUGGACGCCAGCUGGAACCACGACUCGACGCACGUCAUCCGCUUCCCGCUCAACGGAUACUGCCACCUCAACUCCGUCCAGGUGCUGGAGCGGCUACAACAGAGAGGGUUUCGCAUCACAGGCUCGUGCGGCGGCGGCGUCGACUCCUCCCAGUUCAGCGAGUAUAUUCUGCGACGGGAGGGGAGAGGCGGCCGACGCCCCCCCACCCUCAUACGAAUCAAACAGGAACUGCUGGACUAA